Brassica rapa (field mustard) is the source of this 2050-nucleotide messenger RNA. Its product is annotated as protein SRG1-like. Lineage: Eukaryota; Viridiplantae; Streptophyta; Magnoliopsida; Brassicales; Brassicaceae. The record is from RefSeq and is a predicted model, not a curated record.
AAUCCGCGCGGAGCGCGGACACCGGCUCUAGUAUACAUAAACAGUCGAAACUCGACCAAUGUUUUAUUGUGUAAUUUAGAUAUUGUGCAGAAGAACAAUGUUAAAUGUUGAAAGUAAUAGCUGCAACAGUUAAAAAGAGCAUCUCCAACUCCAUUCUGUUUUUUCUUCAAAAUGGAGUAAAAAUAAAAAUAGAGUAAAAAGUACUCCAACCCAAUUCCAAAUCUCACUUCAUAAUAGAGUUGACUCCAUAAAUGAAAUAAUUUAUUUUUUGUUUGUUCAUCAUUCUAUUAUGGAGUAAAAAAUAGAAUAGGAUUAGAGCAUUUUUACUCUAUUUUUUCUUUUAUUUUAUUGUGAAAGAAAAAUAGAGUAUUACAUUGGCUUCAAACCACUUAUCAGAUGUGUAAUACCCUCUCUGCUUCGGCAAGUUUGCAUGAAGUGUAAUAAGCAUCUACUUAACAAAACAAAAGAACAAAAAAAAUACAAACCUAGAACUUUAUAAUAUAACAAAUUUUUUGCUCCGACACUCGCAACAAAAAGUCAAAAAAACAAAACAAUCCAAUAAUGAUGUAUAGUAAUUUGGACAAUUACCAAGAACAAAACUCGUCAUAUUUGACAUUGGCAAAUCCAAUUUCUUUUUGGUUGGUGCUUCCACACUUGUAAGUUUAUAACAGAAAAGUAAAAAAAAAACCCAAUAAAAGUCUUGUAAUUUGAACAGUUAUCAAAUAGACCUCUCAUUAUAUUUGGCAUUUGGCAUUAGCUUCAUUUUUUCAUCAUUCAAGAAACAAGCAGCCAUGGAAGCCAAGAGAGGCAUCCAGUGGAGCUCCAUUAUAGUUCCUUCUGUUCAAGAGAUGGUGGAAGAGAACCUCAUCACCACGGUUCCUCCGAGGUACCUACGGUCUGAUCUAGACAAAGCUGAGAUCGACAGUGAUUUAAGAACCGAGAUCCCAAUCAUCGACAUGAACCUUUUGUGUUCUUCAACCUCCAUGGACUCAGAGAUUAACAAGCUCGACUUUGCAUGCAAAGAAUGGGGAUUUUUCCAGCUUAUAAACCAUGGAAUGGACUCAAGUUUCUUAGACAAAGUCAAGUCAGAGGUUCAAGAUUUCUUCAACCUUCCCAUGGAAGAGAAGAGGAAACUUCGGCAACGACCAGGUGAUAUCGAAGGGUUUGGACAAGCAUUUGUGGUUUCAGAGGAGCAGAAACUCGACUGGGGAGACAUGUUCCUCCUCACAAUGCAACCUUUUCAUUUACGCAAGCCUCACUUGUUCCCCAAGUUACCUCCUCCCUUUAGAGAUGCACUAGAGAAGUACUCAUCUGAAGUGAAAAGCACAGCUAAGAUCUUACUAGCGAACAUGGCAAGAGCCCUGAAGAUCAAACCUGAUGAAAUGGAGUACUUGUUUGGCGACGACUUAGGACAGAAACUGAGAAUGAAUUACUACCCGCCCUGUCCGGAGCCGGAUCAGGUUUAUGGUCUAACUCCUCAUUCAGAUGCUACAGGACUCACCAUCCUUUUGCAGGUGAAUGAAGUGGAAGGUCUCCAGAUCAAGAAAAAUGGCAAGUGGGUUUCAGUCAAACCUCUCCCAAAUGCGUUUGUUGUGAAUAUUGGAGACAUGUUAGAGAUGAUAACGAAUGGGACAUACAAAAGUAUAGAGCAUCGUGGGGUUGUGAACUCGGAGAAGGAGAGGCUUUCUAUGGCGACGUUUCACAAUACGGGAACGGGUAAAGAGAUUGGUCCGUUGAGAAGUCUCGUUAAAAGGCAAAAGGGUGCAUGUUUCAGAACCGUGACCCCUGAAGAGUAUUUCAAGGGCUUGGCCUCUCGUGGGUUAGAUGGAAAAGCUUUUCUUGAUGUUUGGAGAAUCUAAAGGGAAAACAAUGCUGCCAAAUAAACUCGUCUUCUCCGACCGUUCUUGUUGUAGUUUUUAUACUAUGUUAACCUCUCUCUUUGCUUCAAAUCUCAAGACAAUCACUAGUCCGUAACGUUUUUGCUUCUUCAUGUACUGUUGUUGCGCAAAGCUUAAUCUAAUAAAACUAUACAGGCAACGUUUCGGCAACA